AUGUCGUGUGAAGACAGCACCGUACUUGGAGACACAUUAACCUCCCCUAGCAUGGCAACGAGGCCACAGCUAGAGCACACACAGUCAGAACAACAUGAAUCGCAAAUUCACCGUCCAAAUGUGACUCUCGAACAAAUUAGCGAGUUACUGGACAGAAAACUAGAGCUCCAGAAAACAUCCAUUAUAUCAGAAAUAAACGCCCAGUUAAAAAUGGAAAUGAAAACCCUCAUACAAAAUGAAAUCAAAUGCUGUCUUAGCAAUUAUAAGGCUGAAAUGGACCUUAACAUGAACUCCCUAACCGUAGAUCAAAGCGUAUUAAAUAAAAAAAUUGAUGCUUUAACGUUGAGGAUCAAUUCUCUAGAAGCGGAAUACACUUCAUUAAAAAACGAAAGCAAAAUAAAAGAGCCCAACAAUCAAAUCGACACAUCUAUAGUAAAUAACUCCCUUGCAAGUUCAUAUGUGCCCGAGAGCAAUAGCAGAAAAUUUGUAGUUUACGGCAUCGCCGAAUAUUACCAAGAGUCCGAAUGGGACCUCCACAAUAGAGUCAUCGAGGCUUUCCGCGACCUAAUGGAAGUGGACCUAGUAGGCUACAUUGAGGAAACAUACCGAGUAGGCCGAAGAAGUAAUAGAAACCGCCCGCUAGUAGUAGAGCUUAUCAGUAAAAGGAUGACAAAAUAUAUUUUGAAGAAUAACCAUUAUUUACGGGGGACUGGACUAUUUAUAUCAGAAUUCCUGGACGCCAAUUCACUCAAAGAACGAAAUGCAAUGCGCGAAAAAAUGUUUGAAGCUAGGAAAAAGGGUCUACAUGCAGUAAUAAGUAAUAACCAGCUAAUCGUAGAUGGAAAGAUAGUAGACCUGAAGUUAACGAAUGAACGACAAGAAAGAAUCAUCAAGAGCGAUGAAAUUACAUCCAAGGACAUACAACAGCCACAGACAGCAAACGAGCAUGACAUAAACCGGACAUUUCGGAAUCAAUAA
Molecule: messenger RNA, 978 nt
Organism: Cydia strobilella
Lineage: Eukaryota; Metazoa; Arthropoda; Insecta; Lepidoptera; Tortricidae
Exons: 1
Coding region: 1-978 (325 amino acids)
Source: RefSeq, a predicted model, not a curated record